Molecule: messenger RNA, 1647 nt
Organism: Euleptes europaea (tarantolino)
Lineage: Eukaryota; Metazoa; Chordata; Lepidosauria; Squamata; Sphaerodactylidae
Gene: CGAS
Product: cyclic GMP-AMP synthase
Exons: 5
Coding region: 1-1647 (548 amino acids)
Biological process (GO): activation of innate immune response; paracrine signaling; cellular response to exogenous dsRNA
Cellular component (GO): cytosol; nucleus; site of double-strand break
Molecular function (GO): 2',3'-cyclic GMP-AMP synthase activity; double-stranded DNA binding; chromatin binding
Source: RefSeq, a predicted model, not a curated record
AUGGAGCAGGAAGCAGCCGCCCGAGGCAAAGGCGCGCGAAAGGGCAGCGCGGCCCCCCCGGCCCGGGCGGAAGGUCCCGCCAGGCCAGCCUCAGCCCCCAAGGGGCCAGGCAGAGGGCAGCAGCAGCAGCAGCAGCCGCCUUCCCCCCGGGACCCCGUCGAAGGCGCGGCGUGGCUCGGGAAGGCAGGGGAGGGGUCUCCUCAGGCGGAGCAAGGAAGCGCCCCCAGCAGAAGAAAAGCCCCCCCGCAGAAAAGCCCCCCCCAAGCAGACCGGCGGGACCCAGCCGGGAAAAGCAGCCCUCCCGCCCAGGGCCGAGGGGCUGUGCGCAAGAAGCAGGCGCGCCCCGUCGAGGCGAAGGCGCUCGCGGAGGAGAAGGGAGCCGCGGCCUCGGGAGGCGCCCCCCGGCCCAGAAAGCAGGGGCCCCCAGCCCAGCAGGAGCCGCACCGCGGGGAGACAGGCGCGGCCCCGCCAGGGAGAAAAGCGGCCCCGCAGGAGAAAAGGGCCCCCGACGCCCAGGAGCCCCAGCAGAAAGGAGCGGCGGCGGCGGCGGGCGGGAGGAGCUCGCUCCGGCCGGUGCUGCGGAGGCUCAGGUUGCGCAAGGCGGAGAUUUCGCAUAACUCCCGGCGAGUUAACUGGGUGCGAGACCUGCUGGUCAAGGCCAUCGCCAGGGAGGGGUGCUUCGGCUCCGUUGCCAUACUGGGCACCGGCAGCUACUACGAGCACACCAAGAUAACUAAACCAGACGAAUUUGACAUUAUGCUUAAAGUGCCAGAAGUAAGACUUGAGCUGGAGCCAUAUGAUACCUGUGAUUACAAGGAUCCUUAUUAUUUAGUAAAAUUGAAAAGGAAUCCUACAUUAAAGCAGCUAAAUAAAUUUGCUGAUCAGGAACAUCUUUCAGCUUCCAAAAUCCUUUCAGAACUGAGGACCAUUAUUACAGAUGAAGUAAAGACUAUAAAUGAAAUGAAGGUAACUGUGGAGAGAGAAAAACCUGGAAGCCCAGCAGUUACUCUUCAAAUUGGAGAACCACCCUCGCGUAUAUCGGUAGAUAUCAUUCUUGCUUUGGAAAUGACGGGUACUACCUUGUGGGACAGUCGAAAGGGAGGACCAGACGUUAAAAAAUGGCUCGGAGCACAAAUGGAGAGGCAACUGUACCGGCAGCGACGGUGCCUUGUGCCCAAGAAUGUUAAAGUGGGCGCACACUUCAUAGACACAUGGAGGCUCUCUUUUUCACUUGCUGAGAAAACUAUAAUCAAGUAUCACGGCAAUGCAAAAACAUGCUGUGAAGAUAAUGGAAAAAAAUGCUGCAGGAAAGAUUGCCUUAAGCUUCUGAAGUAUCUUCUGGAACAGCUUAAAACAAAACAUCAGAGCAGAAAUCAAUUUAACAAAUUCUGUUCUUACCAUGCCAAAACCGCCUUUUUCCACACAUGUGCCAAGUGGACCAGUGAUGAUGAAUGGCUCCCUGAAAAUUUUGAUGAGUGCUUUGAAAGACUUUUGAAUUAUUUUUUAGAUUGUCUCAGAAUUGUUGAGCUUAAACAUUUUUUUAUUCCUGAAUACAACUUGUUCUGCGCUGAUUUGAAGUGCAGUAUACUUGCACAAGCAAUUGAAAGUGAGCAAACCAAUGGAUUCCCAAUAUUCAAACAAACAUGA